Molecule: messenger RNA, 1061 nt
Organism: Sciurus carolinensis (gray squirrel)
Lineage: Eukaryota; Metazoa; Chordata; Mammalia; Rodentia; Sciuridae
Gene: Wbp2nl
Product: WBP2 N-terminal like
Exons: 7
Coding region: 1-924 (307 amino acids)
Biological process (GO): positive regulation of DNA-templated transcription
Cellular component (GO): nucleus
Molecular function (GO): transcription coactivator activity; chromatin DNA binding
Source: RefSeq, a predicted model, not a curated record
AUGGCGGUGAACCAGAACCACACCGAGGACCGCCGCGGGGCCAUCAUUCCUGUUGGUGAAAGUCUCCUGAAGCAGAGUCCAGAUGUGGAGCUCUCCUUCCCACAGCAACCACGGGACUGCAGUCUCUUUAGAGGUGUAAAGAGGGGAACAUUGUUCCUUAGUUCAUACCGGGUGAUUUUCGUGACUUCACGCUCAGUCAGUGACCCCAUGCUGUCCUUUAUGAUGCCGUUUGAUCUGAUGAAGAACUGCACUGUUGAACAACCACUCUUUAACGCAAACUACAUUCAAGGGACUGUUCGUGCAGCUCCAGAUGGUGGCUGGGAAGGACAGGCUACUUUUAAAUUUGUCUUCAGAAAAGGAGGUGCCAUCGAAUUUGCCGAGUUGCUGAUACAAGCUGCCUCUGCUGCUGCCCGGGGAACUCCACUUCAAGUUAUGACUUAUUGGAUCAGCACUCCAGGAAUUUAUGUUAUUUCUGGAGAGGGAAACAUGUGCACUCCACAGACACCCUGUCAAGUUUGGGUCUAUGGAACCCCCUCUAUGGGAUAUGGAGCCCCCCCUGUGGGAUAUGGAGCACCCCCUACAGGAUAUGGAGCCCCCCCUGCAGGAUAUGGAGCUCCUCCUAUGGCAUAUGGAGGCCUUCCUGUAGGAUAUGGAGCCCCUCCUAUGGGAUAUGGAGCCCCGCCCCCGGGAUAUGGAGCCCCGCCUCCAGGAUAUGGAGCCCCGCCUCCAGGAUAUGGAGCCCCGCCUCCAGGAUAUGAAGCCCCACCUGCGAGAAGCUCAAGACCUGUAGCCCCCACUUCUAGAUCCCCAGCUCCACCUACUGAAUCUGGAGUUCAGAAUCACCAAUCUGUAACAGCACAGACUCCUGGACAUGAAGCUUUUCCCUCUACUUCUCAGGCCUAUUCUCCCAAUUCUAAAAUGUAAACCUUGACCAUUUAGCAAGCAAAGCAGCACCCUAACACUGAAGUCAAAAUAAGGGGGAGGACUCAGGUAUACUGAUCACAGGCCAGUACUCCUUGAAAGGACAAUCUUAGGAUUUAUAGAUAUUGAGUGACUCUGAA